CUUCCUUCACUUCUACUCAUUUUAGAGUUCAUAUUGUAAUCAUUCCACCUCUCUCCCAUCAUUAGCCAAAACUUUAAAGUAACUUCACCAAAUUGGAGUUGAAAUCUUGGAAGGAAUUUUUGUGGGUUUGGAGAGAGAGGGAGUGAAAUGGCAAUAGGAAGAUUAGGGCCCCAAGUGAAGCGCUCUUAUCAGUCAUAUGGUUUCUUUGUGAAGCUGUCUGCAACUGUGGUAUUGGGUCUCUGCUUUGUAAUUGUAUGGUCUUUGUUUUCCAAUUAUUCCGUCACUUCUCAAAGGGAGACUUUUGAUGAUAUUGCUGAGCCGGUUUCUGCAAGUAAUUCCCAACUUCACUCUGAUAAAAUAGUACCCAAAAUGGAAAAAAAAGAAAGUGGGGAGCAGAGAUUUAAGUCUGGAUUGGUUUUGGGUGAUAAAGACAAGAAAAUCAGUAAUGGGUCCGUCCCGUUGAACCUGGUGAAGAAGCCGGAAAAUGGUGGUGGUGGUGGGGAUGCGAAGCUGUCGGAAAAGGAUGAUGAAAACAAGACCCGAGAAGGUGAAGGAUCUGAGGUGGAGGAGGAGGAGGAGGUGAUUGGGGAGAAGGGUGGUAACGAAGGUAGUGAUGGGGAGGGUGAUGCCAAUGCCAAUGCCAAUGAUUCUGUGGAGGAAGAUGCUAAUUUCAUCAAUGCAGAGGACUUGGAUCAGGAAGCCCGUGAGGAGGAAAAUGGAGGUUCGCGGAGGGUGAAUAGGAAGGCAUCAGGUCCUGUGUUUGAUCCUAAGAAACGGUACACAUGGAAGUUAUGCAACACGAGGAGCAAGCAUAACUACAUUCCUUGUAUCGACAUUGAAAGUGCCACGGGGAGGUUGCAGAGUUAUAGGCAUCGUGAGAGGAGUUGUCCGAGAUCAGCUGUAAUGUGUCUCGUCCCCCUCCCUCGUGAUGGCUAUAGGACUCCGGUGAGGUGGCCUGAGAGCAAAGGGAAGAUAUUGUAUAAAAACGUGGAACAUCCAAAAUUAGCUGCAUAUAUUAAGACACACGAUUGGUUGGUAGAAUCUGGAGAUUAUCUCACUUUCCCGCAGAACCAGUCUGUAUUCAAGGGUGGAGUUCAGCAUUAUCUAGAUUCGAUAGAAGAGAUGGUGCCAGACAUUGAAUUGGGGAAAAACAUUCGCAUUGUGCUAGAUAUGGGAUGUAAAGAUUCGAGCUUUACGGCUUCUCUACUUGAGAAGGGUGUUUUGGCUCUUACACUUGGCUUGAAAGAUGACUUAGUGGACCUAGCACAAGUUGCUCUCGAGCGUGGUUUCCCCGCUGUUGUUAGCCCUCUUGAAAAUCGAAGACUUCCAUUUCCUAGUGGAGUCUUUGAUGCAAUUCAUUGUGGCGAAUGCAGUAUCUCUUGGCAUUCAAAUGGUGCGACCAAGAUUAUCUUGGAGAUGAAUAGGAUAUUAAGGCCUGGAGGGUAUUUCAUUUUGUCAACUAAGCAUGGCAGUAUCGAAGCUGAAGAAGCUUUGUCCACAUUGACGUCAUCAAUUUGUUGGAACAUCCUGGCUGAUAAAACUGAUGAACUCAGUGACAUAGGCAUGAAAAUAUAUCAAAAGCCAGAAGAAAAUAAUAUUUAUGAAUUGAGACGAAAGAAAGUUCCACCUCUAUGCAAGGAAAACGAGAACCCAGAUUUUGCAUGGUAUGCUCCAUUAAAAACUUGCCUCCACACCGUUCCUGAAGCCAUUGAACAACAUGGGGCUGAGUGGCCCGCGGAAUGGCCAAAGAGGCUUCAUACAUUUCCUGAAUGGAUGAACAACAGAGAGAAGUUAGCUGCUGACAGCGAGCACUGGAAAUCUAUAGUGAACAAAUCAUAUCUAGUUGGAAUGGAUAUCGAUUGGUCAACCAUCAGAAACAUAUUGGACAUGAAAGCCAUAAGUGGAGGAUUUGCAGCUGCACUUUCGGACCAGAAUGUGUGGGUUAUGAAUGUGGUUCCUGUACAUGCACCAGAUACACUUCCCAUCAUUUUUGAGCGUGGGCUUCUUGGUGUGUACCACGACUGGUGUGAAUCUUUUGGUUCUUAUCCUCGAUCUUAUGACCUCCUGCAUGCGGAUCAUCUCUUCUCAAGGCUUAAGAACAGAUGCAAGCAGGCCGUAGUGAUUAUUGUUGAGAUGGACCGGCUUCUAAGGCCAGGUGGUUGGGUAAUCAUCCGUGACAAAGUAGAAAUUCUCAACCCUCUCGAAGAAAUUCUAAGAGGCCUGCACUGGGAGAUCCGGAUGACUUUUGCACAAGACCGGGAGGGCAUCCUGACUGCCCAGAAGACCACGUGGCGGCCUUGAUAUCAUGCACAUUGUACAUCAUAGAGUCCUUCACAGGUUCCUUUCUUGUUGAAGAGCAUUUGAGCUUUACCGUGCCCAACAAUUUUGAGCCAGGCGGAACUGUGAGUCUUUCCUCGUCAUUGUAUUUCUUGUUUAGAUUUUAAGCAGACGGAGAACCCCUCUUCUGAGAUUGGAUACCAAGCCCAGAGCGACGACCACUUUACUGAGAGGUGAGAUGAAUUUUGUACAGCAGGAUUUGUGUAUCUAUUUCAUUCAUGAAUGCAGACAGCUUGGUUCAUUCUUUGUUGUUGUUACCUGAUUAUUUGCAGUUCAUGUAAGUGCUCACUACUGAGGUAAUAUUUUGUGGAAUUAGAUGGAUUGUUUGUGACUA
Salvia hispanica is the source of this 2671-nucleotide messenger RNA. RefSeq names its product S-adenosyl-L-methionine-dependent methyltransferases superfamily protein. Lineage: Eukaryota; Viridiplantae; Streptophyta; Magnoliopsida; Lamiales; Lamiaceae. Gene Ontology annotation, molecular function: methyltransferase activity. Gene Ontology annotation, cellular component: endosome; trans-Golgi network; cytoplasm. The record is from RefSeq and is a predicted model, not a curated record.